AUGUGUUCCGCAGACAUCUUCCUCGGCCUCUUGGCCCUGCUCUUCCCCCCUCUACCCGUCUGGGUGAAGCGCGGCAUCUGCUCCGCCGACUCCAUGAUCAACAUCCUCCUCUGCCUCCUCGGCUACAUCCCCGGCCUCAUCCACGCCUGGUACAUCAUCGCCAAGUUCCCCGAGCCAGACUACGAGUACGAGUCCGUUCCCCAGCAGGACCGCGAGGGCGGCCGCGUGACGUACGUCUUCGUCCACGGCAACGGCAACGGAAACGCCCCGCACACCCGCCAGCCCCAGCAGCAGCCGCGGCCCUCGCACCACCAGCAGGGCGCCAACGUCACCUACGGCACCACGAACAACAACAACGCCGGCGGCUCCAGACAGCAGCCCCAGGGCGGCGCCGGCGAGGGCAGCAGCGACGGCGCCGUGCCGCCCAGCUACGCCCAGGCCGUUGCGGGCGACAACAAGAUUCAGACGAGAGAUUAG
Messenger RNA from Colletotrichum chrysophilum, 477 nucleotides. RefSeq lists its product as uncharacterized. Gene Ontology annotation, molecular function: ubiquitin protein ligase binding. The record is from RefSeq and is a predicted model, not a curated record. Lineage: Eukaryota; Fungi; Ascomycota; Sordariomycetes; Glomerellales; Glomerellaceae. Bases 1 to 477 code for a protein of 158 amino acids. The transcript has 3 exons. Gene Ontology annotation, cellular component: fungal-type vacuole membrane; fungal-type vacuole lumen. Gene Ontology annotation, biological process: endosome transport via multivesicular body sorting pathway.